GUCUCCCUGCUCAUCGAUCAUGUGCCUCUUACUACUGUUCAGUGGAAACAUUAUUAGUCGUUGUGAAAAACCGUUUUUAGUGAUUCGAUUGAGGCACUAUUAAGGUAUAUAGUAUUGUGAAAAACAAAAGUCUACCCAUUUGAAUGUGUGAGUGGUUGCUUGACAACCUUCUACCUGAAGUCAUUCGUUAGCUCAUUUUGAUUAAUAUUCAGAACAGUCCCUUUAAAAAAAAAAAAAAAAAAAAAAAGCUAGACUUCAAAACAACCUCCAAAGGUAAAGAUGACUCAAGAAAACAUCUUCCUCUUCGUUCCUAAUCUGAUAGGUUAUGUCCGCAUUGUGCUGGCGCUGGUGUCCUUUUUCUUGAUGCCAUGCUGCCCGUUUCUCGCCUGUUUCUGCUAUAUGCUCAGCCAGCUGUUGGAUGCCUUUGAUGGUCAUGCUGCGCGGGCGCUCAACCAGUCGACGCAGUUCGGCGCCAUGCUCGACAUGCUGACUGACCGGUGUGCCACCAUGUGCCUGCUGGUCAACCUGGCACUGCUCUACCCAUCGUACGCAUUUGUUUUCCAGCUCAGCAUGUGUCUGGACAUCGCUAGCCACUGGCUGCACCUGCACAGCUCCGUGAUCAAAGGGUCCGCAAGUCACAAGAACAUUGACCUCUCAGGAAACCCGCUCCUCCGUGUGUACUACACGAACAAGGUGGUUCUGUUCUUGAUGUGUUUGGGCAAUGAGCUCUUCUUCUGCCUCCUCUACAUCCUGCAUCACAUGGAACAACCAAGCGGGCUCAUAUACUGUGCCCUGGUGGUGUGCGGCGUGGUGUGCGUUCUGAAGUCGUCAAUCAAUCUCGUCCACUUGGUGACAGCCUCUCAGAACAUGGCCGCCAUUGACGCCGCCCAACGUGCCAAUGCCGUCAGGAAGUCGCAGUGAGAGCACCGUGUCGUCUCUUGAUUUUCUUCCUCGGCCUUAUUUGGCCACAUUCGUGUAACUGUCAUACGAUUGUUUCCAAGCAAUCAACUUUUAUUAUUAGCAUUUUGUUUCCAGAUUUUAUGUUGGUGUGGGGAGCUGUAGGCAGCUCAGGCUUAUACACACACAUGACACACACACAAAAAAAUGUAGAGACGAUAUACUGGAGAUAGAAAUAUUCAGUAAUGGGUUCACUUUCACUCCCUUGUAGAACUUGGACGUCAGUGUAAGCAUAUCUGAUUUAUAUCCACAUAUGAAAGGGGCCUGGGUUAAAUAUGAAGAAAUCCAAAUUGUAUUGUUUACAUUUACAAGGAAAAAAAAUCACAUCCAUGUGACAUUGAGCAAAAAAAGAAUCUGAAUUGAUCUGCCAUAUAAAAAUAGCCAUCAUCACUUUCUGCAUUUUCUGCACUGUCAAUUCAAAAUUAUCCUGUUUUUUUAAGAGGGUUAAAAAAACCUGUUAAAAUCAACUCAAAACAUAAUCAAGGUUGAUCAAAUAAUCAUUAAUUGCAGCACUAAUUUGAACACAAACAUCAGUGCAGCACACUAACACAACAUCACAGUUUUCACAGGCAUUCUUUGUCCUCUUUGAAGAAUUGCUAAUAUUAUUGUAAUUUACUGUCCCCACGUAAGCAAAGCAAAUUUAUAUAAUUUAUAUGUAUUACAUUUGUAUAGUGCAUUCUCAAAGUAACUGAAUGUGCUUUACAAGGUUAAAAGCAUUCAAAUACAUAAAAACGUUUGAAAGUACAAUUAAACAACUUUCGUGCAAGAAAUAUCACUAAAAAGUGGAAGUACUCUAAAACCCAAGAGAGAAAAAAAUUGUUUUUAAUCUGGAUUUGAAAACACUUGGGGCUAACGUCACCUUUGUUGGUAUCUGAUUCCAUUUUUUUGCUGCACAAUAUUUAAAUGCUGAUUCACCAUGUUUGCUUUGGACUCUGCACUCCAUUAUUAGACCUGAGUCAGUCGAUCUCAGGGCCCUACUGGGUUUGUAUUCCAUGAGCAUUUCUUUCAUGUAUUCAGGACCCAAACCAUUUGGUGAUUUUUAGACCAGGAACAGAACUUUAAAAUCUAUUCUAAAGCUGACUGGAAGCCAGUGCAAGGACUUUAGAAUUUGAGCUAUAUGCCCUGACCUCCUUGUUCUGGCCAGAAUUUGAGCUGCAUCAUUCGAAAUGAGCUGUAGCUGUUAAAUUCUCUUUUUAAGGAGUCCAGUCAGAAGACCAUUACAAUAGUAGAGUCUGCUUGAGAUAAAAGCAUGGAUGAACUUCUCCUGGUCUGCUUGAGAGGUGCAAGCCUCUUGAUAUGUUCUUCAGAUGGUAAAAGGCGGUUUCAGUAAUUGAUUUGAUAUGACUGUUGAAGGUCUGGUCAGAUCAGAACACAAAUGUUUCGGGCUUGGUCUUUGCUUUUUAAAGACAGUGAGUCCAGGUACUUUUGAACAGCAAUCCUUCCUUCGUUGUUGCCAAAAACUAUUAUCUCAGUUUUGUUGUUGUUCAGUUGAAGAAUAUUUUGGCUCAUCCAGUUAUUUAUCUGCUUUAGACAGUGGCACAACACCUCAAUUGAACCCUAGUCAUCAGGAGGUACUUCUACAUGUAACUGUAUGUAAAUUUGACCCAAGGGGAGCAUAUACAGGCUGAACAGGAGGGGUCCAAGAACUAACCAUAGGUCCUUGCCAUCUGUUGAGAUUGAGCACUUCCGAUAGUUACAAAGUAGCUCCUUUCCUCCUCGUAGGACCUAAACGAUUUAAAGACCGUUCCAUUCAGUCCUACCCACGUUUCCAAUCUGUUUAGCAGUAUAUUGUGAUCUAUGUUAUCAAAAGCCACACUGAGAUUCAACAAGACCAAAAUUGACACCUUUCCUGAAUCAGUAUUCAAUCUAGUAUCAUUUAGCACUUUAAUACGAGCAGAUUCUGUACUGUGAUAAAUUCGUAAACCUGAUUGAAAUUUGCCAAAAAAGUCCAUUUAAAUCCAAGAAAUUGCUAAAUUGGUGAAAAAAAAAAACCUUUCUUAACAAUCUUGGCUAUGAAAGGGAGAUCAAACAUGGGUCUAUAGCUUGCUAACAGGGAAGCGUCGAGUGCUCUUUUUUAGAAGAGGGUUAACAGCAGCUACUUUAAAAGCUUCAGAAAACUCACCACACUGAAGUGAGCAAUUGAUUAUUUGUUGCAAAUUGGCUAGCACUGAUUUCACAAUAGUUUUGAAAAGUCAGAUGGUAUUGAGUCAAGACGGCUCAUUGACGGUUUCAGCCUGAUGGAUUGUAAUUUUUUUUCACAAAAUAACACCCAAUCCCAUUGCAUUUAUAAACUGUUUUGAGUUCUGUAUUUAUGUCUACCUGUAGGAGGCCCCGUAGCUCAGUGGUUAGAGCACUGGUUUGGUAAACCAGGGGUUGUGGGUUCAUAUCCCACUGGGGCCUCCACUCCCUGAGAAGGGUUGCGUCAGGAAGGGCAUCCGGUGUAAAAAUUGUGCCAAACAUAUAUGUGCGUUCAUCUGAGAUGACACGCUGUGGCAACCGCGAAAGGGACAAGGUGAAAGAAAACUUAAACCUAUUUAUGUUUACCUGUAUCAUGCUGCCCCCUAUGUGACUGCAGCAUGUACACCAGAAGGAGCAACACAAUGUACAGUCUCCACAAAAAGUAUUGGAAUGGAAAGGUCAAUUCCUUUGUUUUUGUUGCAUACUGAAGACAUUUGGGUUUCAGGUGAAAAGAUGAGUAUGGGACAGACGUUGAGAAUUCCAGCUUUCAUUUCAUGGUAUUUACAUCUAGAUGUAUUUAACAAUUAUGGACCAAGCUCAAGUUUCUUACUUACUUUUCAAGUGCGCAAAAAAUAUUGGAACACGUGACUGAUGUUUUUAGUUUCUCAGGUGUUGCCUGUUAGGUUAAUUGCUGAAAUAUUAGUGCUUGUUUUUGGCUUUGCGUGUCAUCUGUGAAAACUGCAUUUGUUGCUAAGCAAACGUGAAGACCAGAGAGCUGUCAAUGGGAAAAAGCAAACCCAUUUUUAAGAUAAGAGAAGAGGGAAACUUGAAUUGGAUAAAUAUUGGACAUUGCCAAAAAAGCAAUCUGGAAAGUCCUGAAAAGAAAAACUACUGAUGUACUGCGCAACAAGCAUUGAACAGGUCUGUCGAGGUUAUCAAUAGCAGUUGUUGAAAGAAACAUUGUGAGACCUGUGAAGAAACACCCAGAGACAACAGUCAGUGACAUCCUUGCUGACCUCCACUGGGCAGGAGUGACGGUAUCACAAUUUGCUUUUUGAAAAAGACUGAGAGAGAAGAAAUAUACAGGUCCUACAACAAGAUACAAACCACUCAGGGCUAAAGAGUUGGAAGGCCAGAUUGGAUUUUGCAAAUAAGUACAGAAAUAAGCCACAAAAGUUUUGGAACAAAGAUUUAUGAAAUGAUGAGACCGACAUUAACCUCUACCAAAAGAAUUGCAAGGACAAGUAUGGAGAAUAAAAGGAUCUGUGUAUGAUCCAAAAUACACUCAUCUGUGAAGCAUGGUGGACGUAAUGUCAUGGCUUGGGCUUGUAUGGCUGCUUCUCGAAAGAGCUCACUAUUUUACUAUUUUUUUGUAAUGGUAUGUGACUCAUGAUGUUAGCAGCAGAAUGAAUGCUGAAAUCUACAAAUCAAUUUUGUAUGGCAAUUUACAGAAAAAUGCAUCCAAUCGAAUUGAGAGAGGUUUCAUUAUGUACAAUGAUCAGAAACACAUUGCUAAUACUACAAAGGACUUCAUUGGGGUGGGGUGGGGGCUGGCCAAGUCAAUCCUUAACCUUAACCAAAUAGACCACACAUUUUACCUUAUCACGAGGAGAGUGAAGGGGAACCCCCACCGAAACAACAAACUGAAAGAAGCUGCUUGAAAAAAAUUCAAAUUUCAAAUGAUGAAUGCAACGGUCUGGUGAAGUCAACGAGUUGCUGGAUUGAUUAAAUUAUAGUUGGAUAACUACGUUGCUCUUUUAUAAUACUGUGGGAGGAGGGGAAGGCAUUUUUUUAAAGAUUGAAUUUUGCAAAGGCCAAAUUUGUCAUGUUAACGUGUGAAAAUGUUCACAUUCCAUGAUACAGAAUUUUUAUUUUCUGCAAUACGCUUCUGCAGCUGUGAUUCACGUGUGAUGCUGAGUAAACAUGAGCAAAGUGUUGAAUGUAUGACUAGACGACACGGGUUUAUUGGUUUAAAUGUAUUUAAAAGCACUUGACAUGUAUUUCUGUUCUCUUUUUUUUGGCUCAUAGGUUGUUUAAAUCUACUGUAAAAAAUAAAAGGCUUUAAAGUGUGUAAUA
Syngnathoides biaculeatus (alligator pipefish) is the source of this 5211-nucleotide messenger RNA. RefSeq names its product CDP-diacylglycerol--inositol 3-phosphatidyltransferase (phosphatidylinositol synthase) (gene cdipt). Gene Ontology annotation, biological process: phosphatidylinositol biosynthetic process. Bases 280 to 921 code for a protein of 213 amino acids. The transcript is spliced from 6 exons. NCBI's taxonomy places the organism in Eukaryota, Metazoa, Chordata, Actinopteri, Syngnathiformes, Syngnathidae. The record is from RefSeq and is a predicted model, not a curated record. Gene Ontology annotation, molecular function: CDP-diacylglycerol-inositol 3-phosphatidyltransferase activity. Gene Ontology annotation, cellular component: membrane; Golgi apparatus.